Molecule: messenger RNA, 2754 nt
Organism: Trichophyton benhamiae CBS 112371
Lineage: Eukaryota; Fungi; Ascomycota; Eurotiomycetes; Onygenales; Arthrodermataceae
Exons: 4
Coding region: 1-2754 (917 amino acids)
Source: RefSeq, a predicted model, not a curated record
AUGGUUGUUUUCCCCGUCAUUCAAAGCCAGGCCAACCAAAAGGCGUUUCAUUGCUGCGAGCGAAUGGAGACUGUCUCGUUCUUGCUGGCUUCUGGUUGGUUUGUUUUAACCAAGCGCCCAAGGCGGGAUCCAACUGAAUCCUUCGGGCUUGGAGGCGAUUUACUGGGGAAAAUGUCUCCAUCGGAGUUCACCAAUCCAUGUUCGUUCCCUAGCGUUAAUUCUGUCAGAAACAGCAUUUCCUUCGUUAAAUAUUCAAUAAUGUCCCCGAAGUUCUUCUCAUUAUUAGGUACCUUUGGUCUUGCUCCAGCUGUAUACUCCGUAACUACUCCGUACGGAGUAGUUAUCGCUCGUUUGAUAAUUCUUCAUCUUGUCAUAUUAACAGUCAGAAGCACUCAAAGGCGUGAAAAGCGUUCACCCAGCUCCUCCAACACAUUAUCCUAUACCUAUUUAUCCCUGGUGCAUAGAGACUGGGAGUUGGUUUUGUUAGACUUAUCAAAUGAAGUCGGAGUCUUCAAGAUACCAACUAGCAGCAUCAUGGCUGAGGCUGCUAUGCAUGACGAUGGGCUCUCCCCUACCUCGAAGAAGAUACUCAAGGAGUGUACUGUCGAGUUGCCUGCUGCUGCUGUCAUAGACAGCCGUGUCUCCUUCGUUGCUAGGCCACCUAGCUCCGGCGCACAGGAUGCUGGAUUCUACUUUGCAAGGCCAACACUCCCAAGGAGGGCCUUUACUUCGCAUCCGCAAACCAGGUCUUCUAGGGCUACUAGUGAAGAGGACAAAUGUUUAUCUCAGAGCCAGGGAGAUGAUGAGAGGGCAUUGCCACCAGAUGCGUCAUCUCGGGAUGAGAUGGUUAUCGUCCUGGAUACCAAUUCUGUAGACAGAGCGAAGACCAAAUUCCCAGAGAGGGCCAGGACUGUAUCCCCUUCGUUAGAUAGGGUUACGCCUACCAAACCAACAUCAGAAAUCGUGCGACCUACUCAAGAUAUCCCACAAUCAAAUCUAUCCAACAAUAUAGAAAGAGCUGUUCCUAUUAAUACCCAGCAAGCUACCGAAGAUGAAUUAUUCAACCUGCUGAUACAAAAAUUAAAGAAGCGGGAAGAGACUGAAGUAGCGGCAUCAAAGUUGAUAGAUGAGCUAAAAGCAGGCCUCUGUACUGCAGAUGACCGCAACAAGCAGCUUACUAUUCGGAUAAACGAGCUAGACCGUCAGUGCAAAGAGCAGCAAAAGGAAAAAGUUGCCCAGAAACAGUCUGUUGAGCGGUGGAAAGUUAAAUUUGGUAAGAUAAGGGCCCUCAUGGUUGGAAUUGCAGAUCACCAAGAGAGGCUUCUCAAAGAGUAUCGAGCCAUUCGAAAAGAACAAGUUUCACUGAACGUGGAGAAGGAUCAAAUGCAUGACAAUCUAAACUAUCUCACCGAAAGCACCAAAGGGCUGGGAAAGACCAUUAGCCAAUAUAAGGCUCAACUAACUGGGAUCAUUCAUCAGUUCACUGCGGAAGAAGAUGCACUUAAAUCCCUCUUAAAGUCAAAGGAGUCCCAUCUUAAGGAAAUAGAGCAGCUAUUAGCUGAAAAGAACCAAGCUAUUGAAGAAGCAAAAGCCCUUGCUCGAAAAAUUGAGUCCGAAAAGUCUGUCCUCGAGUUAAACUCCAAGGAAGUCGAGAAGAGGAUACGAGAGGAGCUUUCUAGGGCAAGCUUAAUGUCCAAAGAUCAAGAGCGUGCUAGGUUCGAACAAGAAAGACACACACUUACUAGAGAAAAACAGCAAGCCGAAUCAGAGGCUGCAAAGUGGAAAGAAGAGCUAGAGGCUGUGAAACUAUCUUUGCAGAGGGUAAAAGAUAUUGAAAAUAAAUGUGAGGUCGUAUCUGUUGCUCAUGAACAAGCACUUUCUGCGCUUAAACAGUACCAAACUUCACAAGUAGGCGAGAAAGAGAACGUGCAACAGCAACUUCAAGCUAUUCAAAAUGAGAAUAUAAUACUGAAGCAGGAAAUUUCAACGCUAAAGCUCACCAGCAUGACUAUUAGGGGAGAAAACGUAACCCUAAAGCAGGAAAAUGCUACCCUACAACAGACUAAUAUAAUUAACCACGAGGAAAAUGUCUCUUUACAACAAAAGGUUGCAGAUACCAAGGCACAAUUAGACACUCUCGAGAAAGAGAAUGCAAAUAUUCAGGCAGAGAAACAAGAACGAGAGAAACAAAUUACGGAUCUCAGCGCAAUCAAAGCUACUAUUGAGGCAGAGAGGACAAUUAUCCAAGCAGAAAACACUGUCUUGAGACAGGAGAAUGCUGAGGUCAAGGCUAAAAAUGCUGCUCUAAAGACCGAAAAUGCAGUCCUUACAAAACAAAAGGGCAGGUCUAGCUCUGAUCAACCAGCACGCGCCCUCAGCAGUGCUCUGUCUAUUACCACACCUAGUGGCUCUGAGAAUGCCGGCAUUAAGAAAGAGAAAGAUGAUACAUCCACUUCGGCCGAAGCAAUCCUCAAUGGAAUACAGCCAAUGGCUGCCGUGCCAGCACAGCGCAAAACACAAUUCCAUACCCCUUCAGGAGGAAACAAAAAGAAAAGGCCAACCAUUGCACCCACGGCUCCUAGACGUCAGUCUCGCAUUUCAUCUAGAUUUUUCGAUCCGCAGCCAACUCCAAGUCCUUCGCUUUCUGUGAUCACGAAUCAACAAGACAGCACAACCUGGACCGUCAACCAGUCUGUAGAUACCUUUAUGUCACAGUCGAGAGUUCACAGAAGAAAGAGACGUAGAGGUGAGUAA